Molecule: messenger RNA, 1917 nt
Organism: Engraulis encrasicolus (European anchovy)
Lineage: Eukaryota; Metazoa; Chordata; Actinopteri; Clupeiformes; Engraulidae
Gene: ola1
Product: Obg-like ATPase 1
Exons: 11
Coding region: 168-1370 (400 amino acids)
Cellular component (GO): cytoplasm
Molecular function (GO): GTP binding; ATP hydrolysis activity; ATP binding
Source: RefSeq, a predicted model, not a curated record
UACAGUGCAGCGAAAUGACAACCGGGCAGAAUUACUGACGUUAGCCACGCGGUUACAGGCAACGUGUUCGCCUUAUUCCCCCUCAUUGAAAUGUGACGUUAAUUAGCCCAACUCUUGGCUAAGUAGUAGAUGUUCUAAGCUAGCAGGUUGUUUUACAACUCACAGUCAUGGCUCCUAAAAAGAUGCCCCCAAAGAAGGGAGAGGCACCAAAACAACCGACCCUGAUCGGACGCUUUGGGACUUCCCUGAAAAUUGGCAUCGUUGGACUGCCAAACGUGGGAAAGUCCACAUUCUUCAACGUUCUGACCAAAAGCCAGGCGGCCGCAGAGAACUUCCCUUUCUGCACCAUCGACCCCAACGAGAGCAGAGUGCCCAUUCCCGAUGACCGCUACGACUAUCUCUGCCAGUUCCACAAGCCGGCCAGUAAGGUGCCAGCGUUCCUCAAUGUGGUGGACAUCGCCGGGCUGGUGAAGGGAGCCAGCGCGGGCCAAGGCCUGGGCAACGCCUUCCUCUCCCACAUCAGCGCCUGCGACGGAAUCUUCCACAUGAGCCGUGCGUUUGAGGACGAGGACAUCAUCCACGUGGAGGGCAACGUAGACCCGGUGAGGGACAUCGAGAUCAUCCACGAGGAGCUGCGGCUCAAGGACGAGGAGAUGAUCGACCCCAUCAUAGACAAGCUGGAGAAGGUGGCCGUCAGGGGCGGAGACAAGAAGCUCAAGCCCGAAUAUGACAUCAUGCUUAAGAUCAAGUCCUGGGUAGUGGAAGAAAAGAAACACGUGCGAUUCUACCCUGACUGGAACGACAAAGAGAUUGAUGUCCUGAAUAAGUACCUGUUCUUGACGUCCAAGCCCAUGAUCUACCUGGUCAACCUUUCAGAGAAAGACUUCAUCAGGAAGAAGAACAAAUGGCUGGCUAAGAUUAAGGAGUGGAUAGAUGCUCAUGACCCCGGGGCGCUGGUCAUCCCGCUGUGUGGGGGCCUGGAGGCCAAGCUGCAGGACAUGGAUGAGGAGGAGAAGAAGAAGUUCUGCGAGGAGCAGAAGACUGCCAGUGUGUUGACGAAGAUCAUCAAGACUGGCUAUGCAGCUCUGCAGCUGGAGUACUUCUUCACAGCUGGACCAGAUGAAGUGCGCGCGUGGACCAUCAGGAAAGGAACCAAGGCCCCUCAGGCAGCUGGGAAGAUCCACACGGACUUCGAGAAAGGUUUCAUCAUGGCCGAGGUCAUGAAGUUUGAUGACUUCAAAGAGGAAGGAUCUGAAAAUGCUGCCAAGGCUGCUGGCAAGUACAGACAACAGGGCCGUAACUACACAGUGGAGGACGGCGACAUUAUCUUCUUCAAAUUCAACACACCAAACGCCCCCAAGAAGAAGUGAUGGGACUAAGGACACCUCUACAGUAGUGUGUAGCAGGAGAGAGGGGACUACUACACCUACGGGUGACAAGGAGGGGACUGCUUUACAAAAAAAAACAGACACACACCACAAUCCUCUGAGCUUUUUAUUCUUUUUAUUCUUCUUUUUUUUUUCUCCCCUUCUGGAGUUGUCGAUCUUCAGGAUGGCAGCUUCCAAAAUGGCCGCCCUCCCCAUCUCACGUCUUCAUCAUGCUUUCCUUCCAUCCUGUGCUUACAGUACAAACACACAUACACACACACACACACACACACACGCACACAUAAACGCUGGUGUGUGUGUGUGCGUGUGUAUGUGUUUGUGUGUAUGUGUUUGCCUGGGCCAUGUGUGUGUGGUGGCAAUCAGUGAAUGUGUAUUCAACAGCUGAAUGAAACUGCCAAUGUCCAGCAUUCACAUGUGGAGAAUAGCAGACACACUCAGCCCUCUGCUCUGUGCUCCCCUCAGACACACAAACUGCAUGCGGCAGAGCAAGAUGACAUCUACUCUCAAUAAAACACCUUAUGAAACAAGA